Messenger RNA from Castor canadensis (American beaver), 945 nucleotides. RefSeq names its product olfactory receptor 10AG1-like. Gene Ontology annotation, molecular function: G protein-coupled receptor activity; olfactory receptor activity. Lineage: Eukaryota; Metazoa; Chordata; Mammalia; Rodentia; Castoridae. The record is from RefSeq and is a predicted model, not a curated record. Gene Ontology annotation, cellular component: membrane. Gene Ontology annotation, biological process: G protein-coupled receptor signaling pathway.
AAAUUAAAAACUACAGACACAAAUCUCACUAUAACUAUGAAAUUUGUUCUAUUGGGAUUUUCUGAUAUUCCUAAACUUCACUGGUUUCUCUUUGUAACAUUCUUGGUCAUCUAUAAGAUUAUCCUGUUGGGGAAUGGCAUCAUCAUUCUAGUAACAAGAGUAGGGCCCAUACUUCAGUCACCCAUGUAUUUCUUUAUUAGCAAUUUUUCUUUCCUAGAGAUCUGUUACGUGUCUGUCACUCUUCCUAGAAUGCUCAUGGAUCUUUGGACUCAGACAGGAAAUAUUUCUUUUUUUAUCUGUGCUACACAAAUGUGCUUUGUUCUUAUGCUGGGAGCCACAGAGUGCCUCUUCUUGGCGGUGAUGGCCUAUGACCGCUAUGUGGCCAUCUGUAACCCUCUGUGCUAUCCUCUUGUCAUGAGACACAAAGCCUAUGUGCAACUGGUAACUGGUUCUUGGCUCAUUGGAAUUCCAGUGGAGAUAGGGCAGACAUACCAGAUUUUCUCUCUGCCAUUCUGUGAAUAUCACCAAAUCAACCACUUCUUCUGUGACAUUCCCCCAAUGCUCAAACUGGCUUGUGGGGACAUAUUUGUGAAUGAGAUGGUGGUGUAUGUAUUUGCUGCAUUACUUGUUACUGUUCCCUUUAUAUUGAUCCUUGGGUCCUACUGCAGAAUUAUCUCAAUUAUCCUCAAAUUACCAUCCAACAUAGGAAUACCCAAAACCUUUUUCACUUGCUCUUCCCACCUUAUAGUUGUAUUUUUAUUCUAUGGAUCAGCCAGUAUCACCUAUUUAAAACCCAAAUCCAAUCAGUAUGAGGAAACAGACAAAUUGCUCUCUCUUUUCUACACUGUUUUGACUCCAAUGCUCAAUCCUAUGAUAUAUGGUCUGAGGAACAAGGAUUUUACUGAGGCUUUGAGAAAAUUAUUUCACAAAAUAGUAGCCUUGUGA